AUGUUCUCACUCUCCUCCGACGAAUCGUUCCAUUUUGAGCUUUUGCGGGCUCUGGCCUUGUCCCGUUACCAUGGCACAGACAUCAACGAAGUCCUCGUCGCUGCCUCAAAAAUUACCCCAGGAGAUUUCGAAUCUUUCUCCUCAGUUUUCACUGCCCUUGCAAGUCGCACACUUGAUCGAGCCAUUUCCCUUGACUCGAAAAAAUAUCAGGUCUCGGCACGAGAUGCCUUCUUCGCAGCCUCAUCUUAUUUCCGCUCCGCAGAUUUCUAUCUGCAUGGGAAUAAAUCUGACCCCAGAAUCGAUGAGCUUUGGAAGAAACAAACAUUUGCGUUCGAUCAGGCAAUUAGAUUAUUGCCUACUCCUGGAGAGAGGAAGCUGUUAAAAGCAGAUGGAUUUGAUGUUCCGCUGAUCUUCUAUGCGGCGGAAGGAGCAGGACGGAAACCGACAUUGAUCUUAGGGAACGGAUUUGAUGGCGCGCAAGAGGAGAUGUUGCAUUCGUGCGGCUUUGCAGCGUUAGAGAGAGGCUGGAAUGUAUGUACGUAUGAGGGACCAGGCCAGUGUACUGUGGUAAGAGACCAGGGAUUGGGGUUUAUUAAUGAGUGGGAGAAGGUCGUGUCGCCAGUUGUGGAUUAUCUCGAGACGCGAGAGGAUGUUGAUGUGAAGAAGGUGGGAUUGGUGGGAUUUUCGAUGGCGGGGUAUCUCUGUGUGAGAGCGGCGGCAUUUGAGCAUAGGUUUGCGGCGGUGAUGGCUGUUGAUGGGGUUUAUGAUGUUGGAGAGGCGUUUACGAAGAUGGCGGGCCCGUUGGUAAAGGUUGCGGAUGAGGGUGGUGAUGUGGAUUCGACGGCUAGAGAGUGGUUGAAAGAUCCAGGAGUUCCGUCAACAGUGAAAUGGGGAGUCGGACAUGGACUGUGGUCUUUCCAGACGGAUAGUGCAAUGGACUUCCUGGAACGGACGAAGAAGAUGACCCUGAAGGGUAUAGAGAGCAAGGUCCAGUGCCCAAUCUGGGUUGGUUUGGCUAAGGACGAUAUCUUUUUUGGCGGUCAGCCAGAGAAGAUGAAAGAGGUGUUUGGUGACCAGGCGACGUUGACUGAAUUAACAGCAGAAGACGGAGCAGGAGAACAUUGUCAUGUGGGUGCGUUUGCUUUCAUGAACCAAAAGGUCAUGGAUUGGUUUCAAGAUGUGAUUGAGAGGUCGUGA
Molecule: messenger RNA, 1197 nt
Organism: Mollisia scopiformis
Lineage: Eukaryota; Fungi; Ascomycota; Leotiomycetes; Helotiales; Mollisiaceae
Product: alpha/beta-hydrolase
Exons: 1
Coding region: 1-1197 (398 amino acids)
Source: RefSeq, a predicted model, not a curated record